UAGAAAUGUAAGUAAUAAAGUUAUGGAUGAGAUGAGACCCAAAAGAAAAAAGAAGGAACUUGUGUGGUUCUUCUACUUGUCUCGUGAACCAACAGGGUCCUCCUUCUCUCUGUUUUGCAUUUACUUCUUCUAGUUUGCAGUUCACACUAACUUUUGGCCUGAAACUCAUAAAUAACAACUCCAGCCUUGGCGUUUUAGUGCUUUUAAUAUCUAUCUUCCCAUUUCAGAGCUUCCAGCAGAGUUGAAAGAAGACAAACAUAUGAAAAUUUAGAGAAGGAAAGAUAGUAAGAGGGUUCAUGUUAUUAUUUGUCAUUAAAUUCUUGUUUUAAAGGGGUGUUUUCUUCGAGUAUGGUUUGGUUUUUGUUUGUGUUAGUUUUGUUUCUGAACCUCAACUUCAGUGGCUUCUCUGAGCCUCUUCGGAAGAAGGCUCUUCCACCUCCUCCGGCUGUUCUUGUUGGCUCUGUUUUCUGUGACACUUGUUAUCAGCAAAAUCUCUCCAAGUUUGCCCAUUUCAUCCCAGGCGCCACAGUUGCUGUAGAAUGCAGAGACGAAAAAGCCUCCAAAACCAGUUUCCAGCAUCAAGUCAAAACAAACAAACAUGGCAAAUUCAGAGUAGUUUUGCCAUUCUCAAUGGCAAAACACAUGAAAAAAAUCGAAAGCUGUAAUGUAAGACUUAUCAAAAGCAGUGAACCCUUCUGCUCUGUAGCCUCCUCUGCAACUUCCCCUGCUCUCAAAUUGAAGAACUCAAAGAACAAAAAUGGCGUCCGAAUUUUCUCAGCUGGUUUCUUCACUUUCAAGCCCGCUUUCUGCAAUCAGAAGACCGACAUUUUCAAAUCCAAACAACUCAACAACCCUCAGCUUCUAUUCCCACCGAUUGUUCCACCCAACCCGCUGCAGCCGGAGAUUCCGAACCCGUUCCGGCCUCCGCCGUUUCUGCAGCCGGAGGAAACUUCUUCAGAACUGAAUCAGAGCCCAUGAUGAUGGAUGAUGGAUGAUUGGUUAAAGAUUGGAUUUUUUUUUUUUUUUUUUUUUGUUGGGGUAAUGAGUGAUCGUGUAGAGUACGUUAAAUAAGUUUGAUUAAGGAUUGAAGUUUGGUAAUAUUACUUAUUUGGAUUCAAAAUAAAAGUUUCAUAAUUUAGGCCA
Molecule: messenger RNA, 1143 nt
Organism: Cucurbita maxima (winter squash)
Lineage: Eukaryota; Viridiplantae; Streptophyta; Magnoliopsida; Cucurbitales; Cucurbitaceae
Product: major pollen allergen Ole e 1-like
Exons: 2
Coding region: 349-978 (209 amino acids)
Source: RefSeq, a predicted model, not a curated record